AUGGUCGUGAAUAAUCCUAACAACUGGCAUUGGGUCGAUAAGAACUGUAUUGACUGGACAAGAAAUUAUUUCAAUGAAAAACUUUUACAAUUAACCGUUGAGGAUGGAAAGCAACUGGUUGGAAUUAAAUCUAUUUCAUCGGUUGAAGGUGACGUUGAAGUAUGUCAACGUAAGGGGAAAGUGAUUUCAUUAUUUGACUUGAAAUUGACGCUUGAGAUUGGAGGAGUUGCUGGAGAAUCCGAGAGUCCUUUCAAAGGUUCUAUUGUUAUUCCUGAAUUGGCUUACGAUACCACUGAAGAUGAAUUACAAUUUGAUGUCAGUAUUUACAAUGAAGACAAGGAAAAUGAAGGUAUGAGAUCUGUAGUCAAGUCCAAAUUGAUCCCACAAUUGCGUCAAGCCUUGGGACGUUUUGGUAAGGAUUUAAUUUCCACUCAUAGUGAAGAUAUUCAAUUAUCUGAAGAUAAGGUCAAUUCUGCCUUUACCAAGGAAAAUCAACAAAAAAGUGGGUCAACUGCUGCUCCAGCUAAGACUACACCAGCUCCAACUAAGGCUGCUCCAGCUGUUGUAAAGACUGCCCCAACUCCUGCAAAGGCUACUUCUACUGAAAGUUCCAACUCUUCCAUUCCAAAGUAUAACACUGCUACUCUUCAUUUGGAGCCAACUUUCAACACCACUGCUGAGCAAUUGUACAUCACUUUGCUUGACCCUGCGCGUCUUGCCGCAUGGACCCGUUCACCACCACAAAUCGAUGCGUUCCCUCCAGCUGAAGGUUCAUCUUUCAAGCUCUUUGGUGGCUCGAUCUCUGGUAAACUUACCAAGUUGGUCACCAACGAACGUAUCACCCAACUCUGGAGAUUGGAUGACUGGAAGUCUGGUCACUACGCGCAAUUGGAUAUCCAGUUGGUUCAAGGGGCCGGUGAAACCAAGAUGGUUGUAAAAUGGUCAGGAAUCCCAAUUGGUGAAGAAGAUCGUGUUCGUGGUAACUUUGAGAAUUACUACAUUAGAUCCAUCAAGAUUACUUUUGGAUUUGGUGCUGUAUUGUAG
[Candida] anglica is the source of this 1044-nucleotide messenger RNA. Lineage: Eukaryota; Fungi; Ascomycota; Pichiomycetes; Serinales; Debaryomycetaceae. The record is from the annotation of a GenBank genome assembly.